Toxoplasma gondii ME49 is the source of this 4949-nucleotide messenger RNA. RefSeq lists its product as hypothetical. NCBI's taxonomy places the organism in Eukaryota, Apicomplexa, Conoidasida, Eucoccidiorida, Sarcocystidae. The transcript has a single exon. Bases 1389 to 2867 code for a protein of 492 amino acids. The record is from RefSeq and is a predicted model, not a curated record.
ACCCUCAAUGUUGUAGAUCUUUGAAGGAGAACGAAUAUUUCACUGAAACACGCAACGGUUGUCGUCGUGGAAAAGUGUUAGUGCACGUAUUCUCGAGACGCUCGUCUCCAUGUCUCUACGGGGUCAGGGAGUGGCGGCGUCUGUAUCCGCAGAAGGUUCCCGGUCCCACUGACACAUUUGGGUCAGAUCUCACGUGCAGCAGACUUCUGGCGUCUCGGGGUCUGUUUCAGUGCCAGAUUCCUGCGAGUGUUGGUCUCAAGCGCAAAGCAACAGUCUCUGCAGAUGUGGGGUGUAUUUUUCGACACUGAAACUCAACCACUUAUACCGUACGAGAACUUUUUUUCUCUUAAUCAACCGACUCUGGAUGUGAUGUGAACUACCACAUUGAGUGUGUUGUCUGCUUUGCGCGUCAGGAAAAAGCAAUGGAUUUCUACUCCUCUUUCUGAAGGCUUUGAGUCAUGCAAAAGGAGACUUAAGGGACGCCGCAUUUCCAUGUGUAACGUGUCUUUUAUCGGUGCCGAUAGGAGGUUACUUCAUGGACAGAAGAACCACUGCUUCUGAGGUGCCGUCUGCACUCACUGGGAUUCUGUUGUUGGCGCAAGCUGGUGUCGGUCAUGCCAUUGAAGUUGUGUUGAGUUUUUCCCACGCCUUCUUCACUGACCUUCUUGAGUAUUGGUGGCCAUAAGUAUCUUGGGGUCGAUCGUUUGAGACGGAUUCCAUUUCCAUCUUGUUUCUACAGGCAUUGCUCACACGUGGACGGUCCGUGAUACAUUAACACAGGUAGUGGUUGUGACCUCCGGAGGCCAAAUUAUCGAAGUGACCGUAUUCAUAUUUCGGUUGUAUAAGCUCUUCGUCAUUGCGCAAACAUUUCCGUGCGUGGCCGCCCUGCGGCUGCGUGUGUUGUCAAGUGAGUUCCGCGUUUGCGGGAACGCACGCCUUGUAGCUGAAGGUCCUUUGUCACCCCCAUCGUAGGGUGUAAGCCGAUUCCGUUUCUUGAUUGCUGUUGCUAAUUACAUCUGCGACUAUCAUUAUGGAGUUGAUCCUUCAUAAUGCCCGUGCAAUUGAACGGACAACUAACCGAAUCCCUGCAAGUCUGAUGUAGCCCUUAUUCCGUCGAACGACAGAACAACACUGUCAAUAUCACUUCGGAUCUUGUGAGGCUUUCUGCCACAUAGCUCUUGCUGAUUCUUGGCCAUUCUCUCGAUGGGCUUCAUCAAUCUUUCCGUCUUUAACACUCCGUCUUUCCUCCCGUGGGUGCUCUCUGUAUCAACUGCGUCGAGACGUACUCGCUUUCGUGUAGUGACUUGACGCUACCCGAGUGCGACUGAGCGGUUUGCACUCAAUGGAGAACCUCGUGUUAAGGCUGAUGCGUUUUUUCUCACCUGAAAAUGAGGAGGCGUUCUGUGCCGACACCUUCGUGUCCAGUUCCGGCGCCAGAGCAGCCGCGUGGCGGGGUUCCACCCAUCAGCGUGACGCCUAACUUGCCAGUUGGGAAGGAUGGGCUCAUAUCAUCUACGGAAGACAGGCAUGCGAGUGGGACGACGGAACCUAGUUUCUUUACUUCGCUGCUGCAACGGUUGUCUACCGGUUUAAACAGUUGCACAGACGCCCGACGGGGACAGGACACCUUCAAUGAGCUUCUCGUCGCAGAGUCAUCGCACGUAGAUGCCGGACCCUGCACACUUCCACCCUCGCUUUUUGGAAAUCGAGAGGACAUCUGGAUUCCCCCUGUUUAUGGGUCACGCGCCGUAGGUCCCACCUUCUCUAAGUCGCCUGAGAGUCAGUUGCUGGAAUCGAACGGUGAAAUUCCUGCCUCUUCGAACGAGGUCAACACUCAAGGAGCAGGCAGACCCGCUGUAUCUGUAUGUGCCUUUCUCCGCAGAGAGCACUGCGAGUUUCCGUUGUUUUUUGGCGAGCGACGCGCCUGCAAUGUUCCUUCUCCAUCAUUUGCUUCUGGGACUGAUUCCCGCAGCUGUCUACUGUUGUCGGGUACCUCAUCCUCUGCGCCGGCCUUUGAAACACCGAUUUCCCACGAGUGUCCCCUCGCCUGCCACAAAUCUGAGCGUAGUGUGUUAUUGCCUCCGGCUCCCUGUUCUCCCCCGAACGAGGUUUCAUUUUUCUCCGACGACGUACCAAAUGAGAACCGCGACUUCCAACUAACCAGCACGUCUUCGUCGCGGUUGUCUGCGCGCAAUUUCUCCGAGUCGCUGGGUCCAAACAGUUCCACAAUUUUCCUGUCCGUAGGCGAUGAUUCAGAGGGUCCACACCCUACCGUUGCGUCGAAAUUCUCUAUUGCUGAAGCCAGUGCGUUGCCUACUGUCUUGUGCCCUCUGGCGGCUAACAGUUUCAGUGUGGGUGUUUCCGCCGGCAUCGCUCAAGGAUCGGUGGAACCUCCACAAAUGCGGUGGAAAACGGCAGAAAGCCAGAGUUUCCCUCAGGAGUCCACAGCCUCAGACGCAGUUAGAGGCUCAUCGAGCGGAUGCAGUCCACUCGAGGCGGGCGAAAGGCCACUAACAAAUACCGGAAGCGGAGACGGAAUGCGCCUUGAAGAAUCGCUGGUCUGUCAUGCGUGUUCUGGCUGGAAUUGGCCGUGCUCGAACCACCAAACGGACUCGAAAGAGACGGCAUUCGACAGCUCCCAAAGUCAACAAACGCGGGCAACCGAGGCAGGAAGUUCUCCAGCGCGUGCUCGUGUUUCUGGAGAGACCAGAGGAAACUACAGUCUCGAAACUUCCACCGUCUUUCAACUUGCGUUUGAUGUGUAUCAGGGGUGCAGAGCCACGAGCGUGGACGACGGUGAGGUGUCAAUCGUUGGAGAUCCCCUGUUCAGAGAAAGACGGCCGAAAGUAGAAGACCUUGUCGCAUGAUGUUGGAUCUGCAUGAUUCGCGAUAGAGACAGGGGAUGUUUCUGCUUUGUCUUGCGUCACACAAAAACGCACAAGGGCUUUUUUCGUCUUUCGCAGGCUGCGGAGUUCGAUCGGUGUGUGUUAACGAACCAGCUAGCAUUGGGAAGGAAUCGAGAUUCACAGAAUUGAAGAAUUGAACUCCACACUUGUGAGACAGUGAACCGUCGUAUAAGUGCUUCUGCCUCACCUAAGAGUAGAGUCUGAUCUAGGGAUGUGGCCUGAGUUGGCACGAUACGGCGGGGGAAUCGGCGUCAACGAAACCACUACGAAGAAGCCAGGGAAAGACACUAGAAACUGAGAUUGGUUUUGUCUCUAUGCGGUUUCUCCAUGGGAAGAGACAGUGAUUCUCUGUCCUGCAUCACGCCUGCUGGUCUGCACUCUUUCCCACCAAAGAUGAGAAAGAUGAAUCAUUUGUCCUGCCAACCAAGCACCACAGUUGGAGUUCUUACAAUAUUCUGUUCCCGUUGCCAGCAGGACUCGAGAUGAUUCAGCUGUCAGGCCCUUUACGGAAGCUCCACUGUUUUUUGCUGGGAGGAAAACCUUUCUAAACACACAGGAAGGGAGAGUAAACGAGAGACGGAUUGCCUUUUUGUCUCUGCCCUCUCAGGUUUUUGUUGCAUUCCUCUUGCAGUGAGUUGAGGAUUCUCCAUUUCAUUGGAGAAAGCCGGAGCGACGAUAGUGGUGCGGUGGCGUUCCUCGUUCCAGGGAGCUGCCCUCAUCGUGUGCUUCCACACGUUUCGAACAGAGAGUUUUUGAUCAGAGUGAAUUUGUUUCAUUCUCCAAAAUGCCCCCGUUGCAUCCAUGUUUAUUGUUUGUAAAAAGUAAGGCUAACGGCCAAGGAAGUCGGGUUGUUUUGAAUAAGACGUAGUUGUGGUGGUACCGGUUGCUACCAGUGUGGAAUUGAGGGAUUGAUUGAAAAGGCAAAGUAGUCUCGUCUUUCUUUAGUGAAACUCUAGUCGAAUCGACGAUAUAAAUCGCCACACACACCUGAGUAUAAUCUUCUAAUCGUGUCCAUUUCACAGUUACUUCACCACCUGUCGCUUUCCGACUACCAGCGUGAGAGACUUCUUCACCUUCUGUACUCCAGUACCUGUUGUACCUCCCAGAGCAGAUAGAAGCAAUACUCUUGAAUGUAACGGUGCAGUUGGCGGACGAAGGUUUCCUAUACGUGUGUUCUGUGAUCAAAGAGCUCAUCAACGUCGACUGGAGAGCCGUUUGUUUACAGAAUAAACCUACAAAAAUUGAUCAAAUGCUCAUCAGUGCCUCUAAGUACCGAAAACGGGGUAGUCUGCGACUGCACACGUCCGGUUCCCGGAAGAACCGAACUAAUAAGUAGCCCAAAGACCCUUCUAUUUCGAAAGGAGAAAGGGGGAUAAUACUCGAAAACAGGAACAGAAGAAAGCAGGGUAGAGGGUUCCAUCAGCUGCGUCGGCUGGUGCCUGCGCAAAUAGUGAGGUGUUGCAAGAAUGGAAACAGUUGGGGGAAGUUUGUUGAAGUGAAAUGCAUCUGACACUUUCGACAAAAGGAGAAGGGUUCCUACUGCGAUGAGCAAGCAUGAUGCUCUUUGCUUCAUUCAAAACGCGGCGGCGACACGGUGCACGGAAAACUUCAUUGAUGUCUCUUCAGUGCUUCACUCUCCCGACGAAGUCUCCCGUCGGUUCUCUUUCAAGCAGCCGAUGCACUACGAGACACCUACACUUUCAGACGAAGGUAGAAAAAAUAAAAACCUAGCUUUUCUUCGUUUUUUCAACUCCCCCCGUCUUGACUCUCUUGUCAUUUUCGUCGCCACCGUAACCUCAUUUUCAAGCUUGAGACCAGGCGCCCCAUUGCCUAGCUUUGCAGAACCCAGAGAGUCUCCCUGGAAACUCACAACCGCUGUCCUUUUCCAUUGCUUCAGCUGUCGACGCAAACGAAGCAACGUCUAAAUUAUCGAGUCCAGGAGACUCGGACAACAGGUGUCUCAACGUGUCUGUUGGAACUCCGGGAGCAAUCUCUGUUGCCCUUUUCACGCUCUCCCGCUCCAGGGGGGAAGCUGCUGCGAUC